This is a messenger RNA of Canis lupus familiaris (dog), 2264 nucleotides long. Its product is annotated as collagen alpha-1(III) chain-like. The coding region runs from base 1 to 876 and encodes 291 amino acids. The transcript has 3 exons. NCBI's taxonomy places the organism in Eukaryota, Metazoa, Chordata, Mammalia, Carnivora, Canidae. The record is from RefSeq and is a predicted model, not a curated record.
AUGGUUCCGCGAGAGAAUCGUUCCGGGCGCCCCGGCUGCCCGCGAGUCUCUGUAUCCCUGGGCUCCUCCAGACUCGAGGCCCCUGGAAGCGCAGACCCGCGGGCAGGCCCCCAGGCUGCGGGAACUGGGAAGAGACCCGCCCCCCCCGGGGCUCCUUCCAAUGACGGCUCGGGGGCGGGCCCGAGACACACUUCCGGCGUGGGACGUCCCGGCGCUGAGUGGGUUUCCGGCGGGUCUGCGGGGGGCCCCUGCGGCCCUGCACGCGCGGCUCCGGGAAGGGCUCCCCCGCUGCUCCCCGCGCGGAGGCCGAGUGGAGUCGAGUCUGGAGACGCAGGCGUGAGGAGACUGCGCUUCGAAGGCUCGCCGCCCCUGCACGCACGCAGCACCCCGGCGCUCCCCGGGCCUCGGAGCGGCGGACCGUUAUUAAGCGCCUGCUGUGUGCUGGGCACCAGCGGGCCCUUAACCGGACGGAGCUGUGGGGAGCAGAGUGGGGGCGUGAGGGGCCGGAGGGGCCGCAGGCCGGACGGAGCCGAGAUCCGAGCCUGCCCAACCGGUGGGCUCCCCUCGGGCGCGGGGCUGAGCCCUGGAAGGGUCUCGUACCUGGAGCGGCUGAGCUCAGCUGUGCGGCGGCAGGACGGGCUGCUGCUGAGUCACCCGCCAGCUGGGCAGGGAAGCCAGACCAGGGCCCAAGGGCUCACACAGACAUGCAAGGGUGGUGCUGGCACCUGCCCUCCCCCAAGACCACCCACAAGGAGAAAUUUCUCCACAAAGGAGGUGGAGAGGGUCCUGGACAGUCGGGGGGAGAAAAGGCAAGUAACGCUCGAAUUGGAUUCCUCUGUCUCUCCCCAAACCCUUUCCCCCCACUUCCUCUUUUAGGGGUCCUUUCUCAGGAAUGGAAACUUGGAUGUCACCCUGGAUUCCCCACGCUCCCUGGCCCCCCCAUCCAUCCAUCCAUCCACUGCCACGUGGUCCACUCCAUCCCCUGAAUCAGAGAUCUGUGUUCUCCUGCUCCUUCCAUUGGCCAUGAAGCUCUCAUAUCACCUGUCAGCCUUACUCCUGUGAAUAGUUCCUAACUGGCAUCUGACAUGUUCCCCCCCCCCCAGGGGGAUGGGCAAUGAUAUGUGGGGUUCAAAAUCCAAAAGACACCAAGACCUACAAAGAGAAAAGCCCUUCCAAUGCCUUUCCCCAGACAUUAAGAUCCUCUUUUCUCUCCAGGUGAUGAUUGUUACCACCUUCUUGCUUAUCUUGUUUAUCUCUCCAGAGACAAACUACAGUUACAAGCAAAAUUAUAUAAUAUAUAUAAAAUACAUAAUAUAUACACAUAUAAUAAUAUGUGAGUGUGUGUGUGUGUAUAUAUAUAUAUAUAUAUAUAUUCUCCACCCCCUUUAAAAAGUGAACAGCUAACCCACAAAUGGGUUACUAUUCUGUUUUCCCCUCUAAUAAAUAGUUGCACAUGCUUUUACUGGCUUCCCUGGAGAGAUAAUAGGACCCCUUGAUCUAUUAAAGCCAACUAUAAAUUAGUUGACCACAAAGGGUAGCUCUCUAUACACUCCCUUCCAUACCUUCCUUUUUCACUUGACAAUAUAUCAUGGAGAUUACCCCACAUCAAUUCACAUGGCGCUUCCUCAUUUUUCUGAACAGAUGCCCACUAUCCCAGUAUGUGGUUGGCCCAUGAUUUCCUUCACCAGCCCUCUUGGAGGGAUACUUAGGUUGUUUCCAACCUUUGGCAAAUACAGCAUCGCAAUGAAUCACUGUUGUGAGUCCUUUCACACACGGGCUGUAAGAGAUUGCUGGGUCAAAGGGUAUGUGCACCUGUGAUUUUGUUGGACGUCACAAAAUGUUUCCUCUUUGGGGCCUGCACCAUUUAUGAUCUCUGCCUGGGUGAGGCCAGGCUGUGUGUGGGUCUCAGGACUUUCCCCGGCACCAGACUGCCAGGGUUCCCGAAACCUAGGAGCUGUUUCGUGUUGAGUGGUAGGGGGUAGGGGGGUGCGGGCUGACUGGCCCCCUUGGGGCACUGUCUUUUGCAGGGCUUCCCCCCCCUUCCCCCUGCAGAAGCCAGGGGGCGCUGCUUCCCCUCGAUCUGAAAGCAAUCCCUCCCCUGGCUGCCUCACACCUGCUGUGGUUCCUACUGAUGGAGAGUCUUCGGGGCCAGCUCCCCCUGACUUUCCCGCCUCCUUCCAACCAGACACAUUCUGCUCCCCACCCGCAAAUCCCUGGGCCCCCUCCCCGGGCCUCCUUGCCUUUGCCCCACUCUCUCCUUCAGC